UGCUGUAACUGAGCCCUAGAAUAGAACAUUGCUUAUCUAGCGCUGCCGCUUCCUGCCUCCCUUUAAAAAGGGUUCAUGGUUUCAAAGUUUCUAGCAGUUCUAAUGCUUUUUAACGGGUGCCAGACUCUCUCUUAAAGUUUGUCUCAUACUUGGUCGUCAAUAUGAGGAUCCCACUUCUGAACUUCAUAUUUCUGGCACCUCAUUUUCUUCAAGUCAGUGGUAUCAUUUGCCCCUUCAGCUGCCACUGCUAUGAAAAUGUCGGUGUCUUCUGCACAGGCCAGGAGAUUACAACAAUGCCAUCAUUUUCUCCUCCUAUAACUUUUUUGAAGAUAGAGAAAACUCAGCUAAGUGAAUUGAAAGCCAAUAGUUUUAACAGUUUGCCUGACUUAUCACGACUCCAGAUAAGCAGAAACCCAUUGACAACCAUUGCUCCAGGAUCUUUUCAUGUUUUGCAACACUUGUUGUCGCUGAAGCUAUCAGACAAUCUGUACCAGCGGCUUCCAAAUGGAUUGUUUGACAAUCAAGUGGAUCUCCGUCAACUCUUCCUUGAUAAUAACAGAUUGGAAGACAUACAGUUGGGUAUGUUUGAUUCCCUGGUCAACCUGACUGAACUUGAUUUGAACUCCAACAGGCUCACAGACCUCCCUGAGAAAAUCUUUUGGAAACUUGGAAAACUAAGAGUCCUUAAUAUAGGGAAAAACCUGCUGAAAUCCCUUCCUGUGACCAUCUUUAAUCCACUGACCCAACUUCAAGAACUUCUGCUCUACCGAAAUCAGAUGACUGAAAUUCAAGGAGGGAUUUUCAACAACCUCAGCCAGCUCCUUGAACUUAAGCUCCACACCAACAACAUCCAACAAAUUGCACCCAUGGUCUUCUGGCAUUUAUCUAACUUAGUAAACCUAACAAUUUCCUCCAACCAACUAAGCCGUCUGCCCUCUGAGACUUUUUUCAACAUGCCCAACAUAUCUCUGUUAAACAUAUUCAAAAACCCACUUCUGGAGCUUCCAGAGCACCUGUUUGGAAGCAUGCCUAGACUCAAAGAACUAAUAUUGUACAACACCCAGCUUGAAACCAUUCCUGACAGUGUGUUCAUCAACCUGACUGGACUACAGAGUCUCUCCAUUACCUUAAACAAUCAUCUUACUGCAUUACCAAGGGGGUCCUUUAGUGGUCUGAGAACCCUUACCAGGCUGUCUCUGCACUCCAAUAAUCUACAAGCUUUAGAAGAAGGGAUCUUUUCAGACCUUGUGAACCUACAGAGCCUUGUACUUAAUAAGAACAAAUUACAAAACCUUCCAAGAGUUGUUUUCAAAGACCUGCCAAAACUUGCAAUGAUUAAUAUGGAAGAAAACCCUUGGUUUUGCAACUGUGACAUACUGGACUUUACAGAAUGGAUACGGAACAACUUUCAUAGGAUCCACAAUCCCAACCUUCUAAAUUGCUCUGAGCCGCUGUUCGUUAAGGACACACUUCUUUCAUCAGUGACUGCUGAUAGGCUUCAAUGUGGACUUUUUACCACCGACAGACCACAGUCCACCCCAUCUAAAGUACCAUUUGAAGAACUUGGCAAGACCACACCAGUAAGUGCUGACUGGACCUCUCCUCACUCAACUGCAGUGAGUGCUGACUGGACCCCCCCUCACUCAACUGCAGUGAGUGCUGACUGGACCUCCCCUCACUCAACUGCAGUGAGUUCUGACUGGACCCCCCCUCACUCAACUGCAGUGAGUUCUGACUGGACCCCUCCUCACUCAACUGCAGUGAGUGCUGACUGGAUGCCCCCUCACUCAACUGCAGUGAGUUCUGACUGGACCCCCCCUCACUCAACUGCAGUGAGUUCUGACUGGACCCCUCCUCACUCAACUGCAGUGAGUGCUGACUGGAUGCCCCCUCACUCAAAAGCAGUGAGUGCUGACUGGACCCCUCCUCACUCAACAGCAGUCGCAUCAUAUCCCACUGCCCCUGUUUCAACCAUUUCCCAGAACCAUUCAGCCAGCGAUGAAAACUUAUUAGAGUGGAGCGCAACAUUCACUUCCACGACUGCCAUCCCCGGGACGCAGCAUCCAUCGACUGCGAUUGCCGCCACGCCUGACGCAGUGACCCAAGUACCCACAGCUGGGUACCAGGCCAGGCUGAUUCUUAUGAUCCUGUCUGUAAAAGUUCCUUACUGCAGAAUAUACUCAUGUUUCCAUGCUGCCUUAGCAGCCUUACAGACUGUUCCUAUAAUAGGCGUGAUUUAUUUGCUGUACAAAAUGUGCCGAUUAACGCAGAGUCUAAAUUUUCUUGUUAGGCCUGUUGUUCUUGUGAGAAUCACCCAUGAAGCUGAAAGUAAGCCAAACAGCACAGAUGUUGAAAAACAAAUAUGAGCAUCAUUGAGUUAAUGUGUAAUUAAAACUGGCAUGGUACCAUGACAACACACAAAGAUUAGCUCAACGCUGAAUAUCACAUCAGGCAGCUCUUCCUGUAUACUGGAAACUAUUCUGUUUAUAUCUAAGCAGUUUUUAUUUGUAAAGCACAAUUGUUUAAAAACAUUAUCUCAGGGUUAAUCAUUUUAGAACUUUUAUAAAUAUUAUUAUUUGUGCUUAAAAAGCACAAUUUAAAGAAAGCUUCUCUAGAUUAUGGGGACUCCUAAGCUCUAUAAACACAAUGUUUUUAGAUUGAUUCAGCCAAAAGAAAUCCUGUAAUGUUUGGAAGCCCUAGAUGGAAAGAACAUUCAAAUAGUAUUAGGAACAUUCUUUUAAAGCUGGCUGCUCAGAAUAACAUCUACAACAUUCAACACUAUUGCUUCGUCGGCCUACAUCCUGCGUUUCUUCACGAGACAAAAACACAAUGUACCAUCGUUACCAGCAUUAUCCAUCACGUUCCAAACUUCAGGUUUUCUAGUAGUCCCUUAACUACAGUAUAAAAAUAGAUAGGAACAUUUCUGCAGCAAUAACAAUCAGCAACAAUCAGUUCCGCCUGAUUCUGGUCAAAUGAGAAGUGUCAUUGUAUUGUAACAAGCUAAAGUGACCUUUCACUAAUUCUGUAUGGGUUUUAUGGAUUUGUGUAUCACAGUGGCAACCAAUUAGAAUAGGAUUAGUAGCAGUGCUUCUUAACAAGGUGAAUAAGCGGACUGUGUGCUCUGGCUUGGUUUCCACACAUCUUUAGACAGUGACGUAUCCCUUAGUCACUCUGUUAUUAAACCUGCUGUAUUUUUCUGUUCAACACAGUCACAAACCGUGGCGAUUCCCUAGUCAGCGACAAAGAAUUACUACUCCAGAAAAACAAACCAUGGUUCUUGCUACCAUUAGCCAAGUUCAUCAGUUGUUCACAUAAAUAAAACAUGUCAUUUUAUCAUUAAAACUGGAAUGAAAUAUAGCAGACUCUUCCAAUCCAAACCUGAUGCUGUUCCGAGUCCUGUACAAUCCUUUUAAAAGUUUGAAACACCUUCGAGAGCCCCCCGUUGGCCACAUGGAUGCUUUAGAGUUUUAAAGUCACCAGGAUAUGAUGACUGCAGAUGAAAUGGAUAUACCAAGAGAAUCUAAAAGAACAGGAACUGUACAUGAAACAAGCGAACUGCGAUAUCAUACCCAUACCAAGUUACUCUUUAUUUCAGACUGUAUUAUAACUAUUUCCUGUAUCUCGUGCCUGAUUUUACUCUUAUAAGCAAAUAUUUUUA
Molecule: messenger RNA, 3658 nt
Organism: Polyodon spathula (Mississippi paddlefish)
Lineage: Eukaryota; Metazoa; Chordata; Actinopteri; Acipenseriformes; Polyodontidae
Product: platelet glycoprotein V-like
Exons: 2
Coding region: 162-2366 (734 amino acids)
Cellular component (GO): extracellular matrix
Molecular function (GO): protein binding
Source: RefSeq, a predicted model, not a curated record